Anolis sagrei ordinatus is the source of this 6609-nucleotide messenger RNA. The record is from RefSeq and is a predicted model, not a curated record. NCBI's taxonomy places the organism in Eukaryota, Metazoa, Chordata, Lepidosauria, Squamata, Anolidae.
UACUGGAAGGAAGGGCGGUGUUCAGAGUGGCAGAGAAAUGGCUGAAGAGGGAGGCGUCACUGUUUGUGUGCGGGUGAGACCGCUUAUUGCCAGGGAAAAUGAAGUCCUUGAUGACAAAGUGCAACUGGCAUGGAAAAGUGAAGAGAGCACUGUGUCUCAAACAGAUGGCACCAAGUCUUUUACAUUUGAUCGAGUGUUCCAUUCAGAAGACAGUACCGCAGAAGUCUAUCAGGGAGUGGCUGCUCCAAUUAUAAAGUCAGCUGUCCAGGGAUACAAUGGAACUAUUUUUGCUUAUGGCCAAACAGCAUCCGGUAAGACCUACACAAUUUUGGGUACACCCAAUUGUCCUGGCAUCCUACCAAUGGCAAUUAAUGAUGUCUUCAAUACAAUCUGCAGAAUUCCCAAUCGAGAAUUCCUACUCCGUAUAUCAUAUAUGGAGAUUCACAAUGAAACAGUUCAAGACCUGCUUUGCAGUAACAUCAAGAAAAAGAGGCCUUUAGUUGUCCGUGAAGACAUCAAUAGGAACAUUUUUGUAGAAGACCUGAUUGAAGAAGUUGUGAUUUCUCCCGAGCAAGUACUGAGCUGGUUACAGAAAGGCGAAAAAAACAGACACUACGGGGAGACUAAAAUGAAUGAUAGAAGCAGUCGCUCUCAUACAAUUUUUAGAAUGAUCAUUGAGAGUAAAGAAAAAGAUACUGCCAGCUCAAGCUAUGAAGGAGCUGUCAUGGUCUCCCAUUUGAAUUUAGUGGAUCUUGCAGGUAGUGAGAGAGCAAGCCAGACAGGCACUGAAGGGAUUCGAUUUAAGGAAGGUUGCAAUAUAAACCGGAGCCUUUUCAUCUUGGGUCAAGUCAUCAAGAAACUUUGUGAUGAUCAAUCUGGUGGCUUCAUUAACUACAGGGACAGCAAACUGACUCGUAUUCUGCAGAGUUCACUGGGUGGAAAUGCUAAAACUGUUAUCAUCUGCACAAUUACUCCUGCAUCCCUGGAAGAAACUCUUAGCACGCUUCAGUUUGCUAGUACAGCUAAAAAUAUGAAAAACACUCCUAAAGUUAAUGAAGUUCUAGAUGAUGAGGCCCUUCUGAAGAGGUAUCGUAAAGAAAUAGAAAACUUGAAACGCCGCCUGGAAGAAGUCUCAACCCACUCUCACACCAAAGACGAACUUGCUCAGUUGCUGGAGGAGAAGGACUCGCUUCAAAAGCAGCAGGAGGACAGGAUCAGAGCCCUGACAGAGAUGCUUGUGACAGCGUCUUCUUUUUCACAAGAGCUAGAGGCAAAAGCUAAAAGGAAGAGGAGAGUAACAUGGGCUCCAGGAGCAAUAAGCAAAGAAGCAGGGGUGUGCUUCUUAGAAGACCUCCCUAGUAGAGAAAAACGGAGUAAAUUUUCAUUGCCUGCUCUCUCAGAGAUGGAAGAAUCCAUGUCUUCAGUGUUAUCAGAAGGUGACAAUCUAAGGAUUGCAGCAGCCAGUGUGGUUCAGCCCAAAGAAGAGUGGAUUCCAGCUUCUGAAAUCAAUUUUACUGCGGGAGACUUAGUGGAGUCUGACCAGCUUUGUGAAACCAUUCUAGAAGAGAGGGAUAAUGCUGUCUUUGAACAGAAGGUUAUGAAGAGAAAACUCAAAAAUUUGGAGAUGGAGAAUGAUCAGCUGCGAUAUGAGCUUAGGGAACUGAAGGAAAAACAGUCAAAUGAGGAGUUUGAAGCUCUUGAAAAUGAGACUGCAAAAGAACAUGAGAUGCAACUAAUGCAUGAAAUUUCCGCCUUAGAGUCUAGAAUUCAAAAUGCAGAAGUUUACAAUCAAGAACUUCAGGAGGAAAUAAAGUCAAAAGAAUUGCAGCUGAAGGAGCAGGAGAGUAAAAUAAAAGUAUUAGAGAACAAAGUGGCUGAGCAAAGAAAUCUCAUGGCAGACUUAAAUGCUCAGAAUGAAAACGGAGACAUGUCCACCUCAAUAAUAUCAAACAAAGGGAUGGAUGAAAUGCAGCAAGUGAAACAGUCUCUCAGUGAUGCUGAAACUGUUUUACUAGAUGCUAAGAGAGAAUCUGCAUUCCUCAGGAGUGAGAACAUAUCACUAAAGGAAAAAACAGCACAGCUCUUGGAGACUAGCAGCCAAAUGGAAAAAGACUUUGAGUGUUGCAGAAGACAGUUAGAAGCUGGGAAAGUCAUGUACAAAAGAAUGCAGACUGACUUGCAGAAAGAACUUCAAUAUUACUUCCAAGAGAACGCAAAGCUGUUGUCACUUUUGGAGGAUAAAGUUCCCAAAGACCUGCUAUCCCGUAUAGAAUUGGAAAGAAAAACUGAAGAUUUGAAAAAUGAACUGAAUAAAACUCAAGAACAAAAUACUGAUUUAAGGAAAGAAGUAACCAAGCUCUCAGAGGCUGACUCAGGACAUGACCUUGAAAUCUUGCAGAAAGAGAUUCUUGAAAAAUCUGAGAUAAUUGCUUCACUGUCCUGCGAAAGAGAAGGGUUGCUUUCCCAAGUAGCUGAAAAGGACCGGCUGCUCCAGGAAGCGACUGAUGCAUUAAAAUCUGAAAAGGAUUUUGCAAAUGCUGAAGUGAUGACAGAAGAGGAUGUGGCUUUUCAAGAACUGAAGCAUCAGCAUGAUGAAUUAAGUCAAAAAUUUAUAAUUGCAUCAGAAGAGAGCAGACAGAUGAAAGGCAAAGUGGAUCUUCUAUCUGGUGAAAAUCUUGAACUGAACAAAGCUGUUAGCAAUCUAACCCAAGAACUUUCCAGCAAAAUCAAAGAAUUGCAGGAGAACAACUUGGAACAAAAGGAAUUCUUCAGCCUGAAAGUACAACUUGAGGAAGCUCACCAGAAGCUAAAUGAAAUGGAGCCGCUCAAAGACCAGUUGAAAGCUUGGGAGUCUAAGAUGGAGAUUGCAGAGACAGAGAGGCAAGCCAUUACUCGGAUACUUGACAAUAGCAAAGAGGAAAUAACAGCACUGACUCAAGAAAGAGAUGACCUGAAGCAGAAGCAGGAGGCUCUUAAGCAGGAAAGAGACCAGAUCCAGGCAGAUAUAGAGGAAACAGUAUCAAUGAACAUUGAAGUUCAGGAAGAACUGAGAAAGGCUCAUGAUUCUUUGAGGCAAUAUCAGGAUCACAUUAAAGAACUAGAAGAAACUAUUGCAGCAAGAGACAGGGAGUUGUCAGCUGUCAAAGAGUCUCUGGGAACCACCAUUGAAGAACAGAAGCAACAGCUGACUGAACAAUUAAGCUUGCAUAUAAGUGAAAAAGAAAGAUUGGCAGCUGAGCUUAGACACCAAACAGAAAGAGCGCAGCAGAUAACAAACGAGAGCUCUUUGUUUCAGGAGAAAGGAGAUAAACUUCUUCAGGACUUGCAGAGCCUUAGAGCAGAAAAUGACCAACUCCGAGAAAGCAUGCUCGAAAAUACUGCAAAGCUGUCUCUUAAGAUACAAGAGCUGCAAGAUAAAGAGAAGAAACUGGAGGAGUUGCGUGGGUUAAAACAAGAGCUUAGUGAAUCCCAGUGGGAACACAAUGGACCGGACCAACUGUAUGAAGAGUUAAAGGCGGAAAAAAUGGAGAAGCUGGAAAUGACGCAAAGACUUGGUGAUAGUGAAGCGGAGAGAGACGUCCUGACCCAGGAAAGAGAUGAUUGGAGGAAAAAGUGGGAAGCGGAGAGAGAGGCAUUCAGAGAAAUUGAGAAAGAAACCUCCUUAAUGAUGCAGAAACUACAAGAAGAGUGUCUCCAGCUUAAGCAAAGCCUUGAAUUGAAAGAGGAGCAGAGGCAAAAAGAUGAAGAAAGGCUGAAUGAAGUAGAGCGGCUGAAGGCCACAAUUGAGUCCAAAAUGGAAGCCAUGGAGAAAGAGAAAGCAGAGUUGGCUCAGAAACUUGACACUACCUUGGAAGACAUGAGAUCUGUAACUAUGGAAAAGGAGACUCUGAAAAUCACACUAGAGGGUCUUCAGGCGGAUAAGAACUGUAUGAUUCAAACUUUGCGUAAUCUGAGCGAGACUGUAGACAAGACAGUUUCAAGCAAUUUGCAAUUGCAAGAGCAACUCCAACGAGCUCACAAUGCUGUUGAAGAACAUACUAAAACAGUGGCAGAACUGAAAGCAGAAAUCAUGGAUAAAGAUUCUUGGACUUCAAAACUUCAGGAAACAUUGAAGCAAGAGACUGGGACAGAAAUGGAGAGCUUGCAAGCACAUAUCCAACAGCAAGAAGAGAAGAUUAAUAACCUGAAGAAAGUUAUUGAUGAGAAAACACAUCUGCAUCAGAAAUUGGAAUCCAAAUAUUUAGAAGAGAACGAACAGUUAAGAAAGAAAAAUGUGCAACUGCAAGAACAACUCCAAUGUGCCCACAAUACUAUUAAAGAACAUACUAAAACAGUGGCAGAACUGAAAGCAGAAAUCAUGGAUAAAGAUGCUUGGGCUUCAAAGCUUCAGGAAACCUUGAAGCAAGAGAAUGAGACAGAAAUGGAGAGCUUGCAAGCACAAAUACAACAGCAAGAAGAGAAGAUCAAUAGUAUGAAGAAAGUUAUUGAUGAGAAAACACAUCUGCAUCAGAAAUUGGAGUCCAAAUAUUUAGAAGAGACUGAACAGCUAAGAAAGAAAUUUCCUGAAACAAGUGUCCAUGAGGUGCAACAAGAUUUCAUAAAAAGCUUGGAUGCAAAAAUAUUAAGGAUAAAGGAAGUUCAAAAAACAUUUUCAUGUCUGGAAGAGAGAUCGAAGUGUCUUAAAGCAGCAUCUCUUCAAAUUCAAUGUGCAUUCAACCAUCAGAAAUCUGUGAUAUCUAAAGGACUUGCUGAUCUUUCACCUCAGCAAGCAAAAGAUGUCAAAUGGCUCCAGAUAGAACAUGAGGACAUAACAAACAGCAUUUACAGCUUGCUGAAUAAACUUCAGUUCCAUUUGACUCGCUUAUGCAGAAAGAGAGCCCAGUACUACACUAAAGUGAGUACAUACACCUCAGAGCUCCUUGAAGAGAGAAGAAAACAACUUGAGCUGUUGACGCAGAUUCAGCACCUCAAAAAAUGUUCCUUGGAUCAACCCACACCUGUGUCCCACCAGUUGAACCUACCUGAAUUGAGCCAGUACCUGGAUCUGUACACAGAGCAAAUCUUGAAAGACAUUUCGGAAAUGGAAGAAGAACUUGGUGAUAUAGAACAAAAGCUAAAGCAAUUGCAAAAUUGUGAUAAUGAAUCAAAACAGUAUUUCGAACGCUGUUCAGUUCGUUUCAACGUACAAGAUUUUGAGACAGGCAUCAAGCAAGAAAAGGAAAGAUUCAUGCCUGUUGGCCAGUUCCUGAAUCCCAAAACUCAGGCCUGCGUUCAAACUAGAUUAGAACUAGAUGCAAGAAUCACUGACUACUGCAAGGAAACAGAAGAUGCCUUCAAAGCCUGCAGAGAGCAAACCAAGGAGCUGCUUCUAGAGCUGAAUACACUUAAAGAAGAGGAAAAGCUUAGAGAAAAGCAAAAUCAUUCUUAUGAUGCAGCCCUUGCACAAAUAGAAAAAAACCAUAAACUUGAAAAGGAACUAAAGGCAGCUGAGGAAGACAGAAAGAAUCUAAAACUAAAAAUCCAAGAGCUUGAAAACCGAGGAAGUGAAGCAGAAAUUAGUCUCCAAGAGAAGGAAAAAAGAAUAGCUAUACUGCAAUCUGAACUUAAUGUGAGGACAUCCAAGAGCGAAGUGCCGAAACUUAAGGCUGCAUUAGAAGAGAAAGAAAACUACUUAAGAAGUGCCCUGAAGGAGAUGGAAACGCUUAAGACCAAGCUAAGCAAAGGUGCUGAAUUCUAUAAGGAAGAAAAUGAAGACCUCAAAACGAAACUUGUAAAUGCGGAUAUGGCAAGAACAAAGCAGUCCAGAAUCUUUGACCAGGAGUUGGCAAAUGCCAAAGCUCUCAUUGAGCAUAAAGAGCAACAGUUAAGAAAAGUAAAGGAAGAGCUCCGCAAACUGCAACAAGAUCAAGAUACAACUGUUGCAGUACUGUCAAGCAAAGACCUUCCUCAGCCACCUCAGCCAAUCACCUACGGUGGUGGAAGUGGCAUCGUUCAAAAUACUCACCUGCUUAUGCUGAAAAGUGAGCAUGCCAAGCUGGAAAAGAAACACAGUCAGCUCCAGCAAGAACAUGAAGUCGUGUUGGCAAAUAUGGUUGGCUUGAAAGAAGACGUUAAAAAAUGGAAGGAACGAGCUUUGAAGACGAGGGCACAUCUCCCAAGAGACGUUCACGAAGAGCAAAUACCGAAAUCUCCAAAGAAGGCAGCUCCUCCCUUGAAUGCAGCGCUGCCAUCUUCUCCCUCUUGGAAACAAAUUCUGAAUCCAGUUUUACCACCUAACACCCCCACUGCUGCACCUUCAGAUGGCUUCAGCUUCUUUAGUGACCCAUGCCAAGAAAAUCUAACAGACUCGAGAUCUACAACAGCAGAAUCUAUCGAACAUAAUCUUAAAUACUGGCUUGAUAAAGAUGCUGCUUCUAAUUGUAAAACCCAGUAGAAUUCGAGUUGUUUUGAGGAUUUGAAGAAGAUAACUUUUUAAACUAUUUUUGUAACUAUUAAAGAAUGUAUCUUAAAUACUCUUUUUUGUAUUUCAUAUUUUUCAAUGUUUACAUUUGCUUAUCUGUUUUGUACCUUAAUGUAACAAAUAAAGACUAUGUUUGUAUAUUUGCUUAA